Musa acuminata AAA Group (dessert banana) is the source of this 441-nucleotide messenger RNA. Its product is annotated as chaperone protein dnaJ 11, chloroplastic-like. The record is from RefSeq and is a predicted model, not a curated record. The coding region runs from base 1 to 441 and encodes 146 amino acids. The transcript has a single exon. Lineage: Eukaryota; Viridiplantae; Streptophyta; Magnoliopsida; Zingiberales; Musaceae.
AUGAUAUCUUCACCCUCUCUCGCUGCUCCCAGAUCCCACCUCCGGUUCCCACCCCGCCUGCCCUCGUCCUCCUCCUGCCGCCGCCGCCUCCUCCUGCCCCCCCGCUGUGCUUCGGCGUCGCCACCAGUCCCCGCCUCCGAGGCGACUCUCUACGACGUGCUCGGGGUCCCGACGGGCGCCACGGGCGGCGAAAUCAAGGUGGCGUACCGGCGGCUGGCGCGAGAGUGCCACCCGGACGUCGCCGCGGCUACCGAGUCGUCGGACGAGUUCAUCCGACUCCACGCCGCCUACGCCACGCUCUCUGACCCGGAGAAGCGUGCCGAGUACGACCAGCGGGUAAUGGCCGCCACGGCGAACGCAGCGGCAGGGAGGCGGUGGACGCCGCGGCUGUCCUACUCGUGCAGGCCGUGCCGGAGGUGGGAGACGGAUCAGUGCUGGUAG